AGCGUCAGACAUACACCGCAUUGGAUGAAUGUGGGGAAACAGCAUUAGAGAAGGAGAAAGUGGUAUGGUGGCGUACAUCUCAGUUGUUGGAAGCGUGUCUACGAGUUGGUGCUCCUUUCAUUCCUGCUGAUAAUGUCACUCCCACCGUUACCGUGACUGACUGGCGAAGUGGGGCACACAAUCUGAUGCUGCAGCUGCAACGUGUGAGGCACGAUAUGACUGCUGUGAAGGAUGAAUUAGAAGAACUGCAGCUGAAAUCUACGGACCUGGAGAGGCAGACAACUGCAGAGGAAGACCGAUUAGAAGCCAUCAUGCUUGAGAAGAAGGCACUCCAAUGGUAUGUUCAUGCUUAUGGGCAAGAUGUCUGA
Molecule: messenger RNA, 368 nt
Organism: Trypanosoma theileri
Lineage: Eukaryota; Euglenozoa; Kinetoplastea; Trypanosomatida; Trypanosomatidae
Product: trichohyalin
Exons: 1
Source: RefSeq, a predicted model, not a curated record